This is a messenger RNA of Sugiyamaella lignohabitans, 477 nucleotides long. It is a transcript of the gene RPO26, whose product is annotated as DNA-directed RNA polymerase core subunit RPB6. The coding region runs from base 1 to 477 and encodes 158 amino acids. Gene Ontology annotation, biological process: DNA-templated transcription. Lineage: Eukaryota; Fungi; Ascomycota; Dipodascomycetes; Dipodascales; Trichomonascaceae. The record is from RefSeq and is a predicted model, not a curated record. Gene Ontology annotation, cellular component: RNA polymerase III complex; RNA polymerase I complex; nucleus. The transcript has 2 exons. Gene Ontology annotation, molecular function: DNA-directed RNA polymerase activity; DNA binding.
AUGUCUGACGACGAAGGAGCUUUUAAUGAUGGCUAUGAGAACGCAUAUGAUGAAGCUGAUUUCGAAGAACACUUUUCAGAUGACGGAGACUUUGAGACUAAUGGGGCUGUAAAUGGUAAUGAGAACGGAACUGCGGUUGCUGCUCAGGAAAUUGAUGCUGACGGAAGAACCGUGAUCGUAUCGAACCAAGACCAAGCACCGAGAAAGAAAACCGCCAAAGAGCUGGCUAUCCCCAAAGAAAAGAGAGCUACCACGCCCUACAUGACUAAAUAUGAAAGAGCUCGUGUUUUAGGCACUCGUGCUUUGCAAAUCAGUAUGAAUGCUCCAGUCUUAGUCGACUUAGAAGGUGAAACCGAUCCUUUACAGAUCGCCAUGAAGGAACUUGCUCAGCGUAAAAUCCCUUUAGUAAUUAGACGAUACCUUCCUGACGGAAGUUAUGAAGAUUGGGGAUGUGAUGAGUUGAUUGUUGACCAAUAG